This is a messenger RNA of Cooperia oncophora, 684 nucleotides long. The record is from the annotation of a GenBank genome assembly. Lineage: Eukaryota; Metazoa; Nematoda; Chromadorea; Rhabditida; Trichostrongylidae.
AUGCACUAUCAAAGCAGAAAGGAAUGGAUAAGUACGGACAGGGAGCAAUAUAAUCAGUAUUUAAUCAGUACAAUAUCAAUCAAUAUCAUCGAUAACCGCGUAGCCGGUGGAACGAAAACACCUGAAGGGCGAGCUAAAAACAUGUGCGUUGUAUUCCGGGCGAACCCUAUCAUGUACCACCUCACCGCGGACUGCCUCUUCGUCUGCUCGUAUAAUUGUCGGACUAUUGCAUCGGAUGCUGAUCUUCGAACACUUUUGCUGAGGAGUCGUCAGAUCAAGUACGAUGUUAUCGCUAUACAAGAAACGAAGGGCAGAACGGAAACCAUUAGGAAAACCGAUCACAACGAGCUGCUUAUUGUUGGAGCCAAGGUGGAUGGCAAGAAUGUCGGCGGAGUUGGAUUUCUCGUAAACCAGGCAGUGGUCCACCUAGUCGACUCUCACAAAAUCGUACCAUAUCCAUUAUCAAGGGAUAUGCGUUAUCCAUUAUCAAGGGAUAUGCGUCCCAGCUCCGCCGCCACUGACGAAGAACGCGAAGAAUUUUACCAGCUUCUGGAAGAUACGGUUCAGAAUGAGAGAAGUUACUACAAGUAUGUGUUGGCACGAACCACAACGGCGAUUGGCGACUCGGGUCUCACGUCGAACAGUCGAAAUGAGAAUGGAGAAAGGCUACUUGAUUUGCUAUGA